CAUCAUCUACCCGUCUUUGUUAUUGUUUCCAUAUGUCACAAGUGAAAAAAUACGUCCAGUAGAUCUCAGACUCAGCCUAAUUGGCAGAAGUGUUUCACGCGUUCUUCUUGUAGUCUGACUCUUCUUAAAGUAAUGUCAAGGUGUUUUCACCUAUAAUUCCCACUCUACCUGCUGCUGUGUGUCGAGAAAGCCUUCAUUUUGUCUUCCUCUGACGACACGCAGCUGCUGGACGUCAAGUACUACUGCGACCGUUACGUAUUUCGAGGAGAUAGACUUUCAUCUUUCCUAUUGAGUUUGAGCUGGCUCUACCUCUACUGAAUCAACGGUAGUACCAUAUAGAAAUAUGGCGGACGACGGCGCGUCCAGCUCCUCGUCGUUGCCGUUCAGUAGCGGCGACGACGAGGCCAACAGCCGGGUGAAGGAGUUGCUGAACCGGUGGCGGCGGAAGCCCGAUGCGAAGCAGGUCCAAGUCGUGGUCAAGUCGGCGGCGUCCAAGCUUCUGGGGUUCCGAGCGAAAGCCGCCGCGCGGGCGGCCGCCGCGGCCAAGCAGGUGGUGUCCUCCUCCUCCUCAGAAGCCCCGGCGCUGAGCUCCUCCUCCUCCGAAGCGGGCGCCGACAACGCGGGUGGGGGCGCGAAAAAAGAAAACGUCGACGACGCGGCGGCAAUAAAGGCGGAGAAAGAGAAAAAGGAGAAAGAGGCUGAGGCAGAAAAGGAACAAGCAGCUGCUAAAGCCGCCGAGGAGGAGAAGAAGCGGAUUGAACGAGAACAGGCCGAAGAAAAGGCAAAAGCCGAAGCGGAGCAAAAGGCCAAAGAAGACGAAAAAGCAAAAGCCGAAGCGGUGGAGCAAAAGGCCAAAGAAGAGCGCGAGCGCGCGGAGGAGCAAGCGAAAGCGGAUGCGGCGGCCGCCGAGGCGGAGAAGCAGCGUUUGGAGGCUGAGGAGAAGGCCAAAAAGGAGGCAGAACAAGUGCAGGCGGCAGCGGAAAGUGAGCGACAGCGCGCCGAGCAGGAAGAGAAAACCAAGGCCGAAGCUGCCGAAAAGGAGCGCCUAGCAGCUGAGGAAGUAGAGACAUCCAGGAAGGCAGAGGCAGAAGAGAAAGCUCGCGCCGACCAAGCAGAAAAGGAACGACUCGAAGCGGAAGUGGCCGAGAAAAACCGCCUUGAUGCCGAACAAAUGGAACAGCAGGCUGAGAAGGAUCGCAUUGCAGCAGAAGAAGAAGCCAGAGCAGCGGCUGCACAAGCAGAGCGUUUGGAGGCGGAAGAAAAAGCACGUCAAGCGGCGGAAACCGAAGCUGCAAAUGCGGCGGCUGCGGAGAAGGAGCGGAUAGAGGCAGAAGAAAAAGCGAAAGUUGAAGCUGCAGCAGCUGCCCAAGCCGAAAAAGAGCGGCUUGAGGCAGUAGAGCAAAAGGCACGUGCUGCACAAGAGGCCGCGGAGAGCGAACGGCGCGAGAUGGAGGAAAAUAGAUCCCGUGCGGCGGAGGCGCAGGCGUCGGCCCCGACAACUGAAGGAGAGCAAAAGCCCGUCGACGAGGCCGGGGAUGAAGCAGCCCAAAACAAAGCGGAACGCGCUACGACUGAAGCGGAAGAGCAGGCCCGUGUUGAUUUGGAGGAAAAAGAGAGACUUGUCCAGGCAGAGAAAGAGGCUGAAGAAGCGAAACGUGCACAAAAAGAGGCGGAGGAGCAAGCGGAGGUGCAACGACUCUCUCAGCAACAAGAGGCCGAAGUAGAGAAGGCGCGAUUGGAGGCAGAGGAACAAGCAGAGGCUGGGCGCGUUGAACGAGAACGGCGCGAAAUCGAAGAGCAGAAACAAGCACGUGCCGUGGCCGAGGAGGAAGCAGAAACUGCUCGCCGCGCAAAGGAGCAAGCAGACACUGCUGAAAAGGAGCUCCGCGAACAACGCGAACGGGAACAACAACUCGCCGAAGCCGAGGCUGCACGGGUUACUGCGGAGCGGGCUCGCAUAGCUGCGGCAGCAGAGAAAGCCGCCGCGGCCGAGGAAGAGCGUGCGCGCGCCGAGCGCCUUUUGGCAGAAGAAAAAGCUCGUCUGGCGCACCUGGAACAAGAAGCGCAAAAACUGGAACGGGAAUUGGAGGAGGAGAAGCUUCGCAAGGAGGUAAUAUCAAUGGAGAAAGCUUCUUCAUCAGCUGCGGUCGCUGCCGAAGGAACAAGCUCGUCCACGGAGCCGGCAACAGCAAGCAAACAGGGUGCUGCAGAACAGCAGCAAGUCGUCCCUUCCAUUGCACACGAGGUCCCAACCAGCAGGCAGGAAGUAGGCGAGCAGACACAGGAGCCGCACUUUUCGGUGCAGGAUGAGGAUUUUUACGGUGGCCCCCGCAAAGACAACAAAAACAAGAAGGAGUACGAGUUGCCAGGCAAGAAAAACUUCGCUACGAUGAGGGUAGACAAAAAUCGCCCCCAAGAUCAAGACCUGCGGCUCGCAAUGGAGUUUGAAAGACUCCAGUUGGCCGACGAAACGAAAGAGGAGGUCGCACGACGACGCAGGCACCAUCGUCGGGACCGGUCGUUGACACCACCUGACGCGCCCCGGGAAGAUCGAGGUGCGCGCGAGCCUGAUCCGAAAUUAGAUCUGUCGGAAGGGGUAUUCUUACCAUUUUUCCGGCAGGACGCGUCCAAGCCCUCGAGUCGUGGACCCUCCGCAGUCAUCAUGGAAGCCCCCGGACCCCGCGGUCCCCCAGGUACUUACAACUUACCUUUCCUUGAUAACACCUCACACUCACUCUUAUGCACAUCAUAUAACGUUUUUAUCAUCGACCACAUGAUUAUAACCAAAGCAUACGCUUUGUUAUUGUUUUGCUUUCGUGGUCGGCCGUACUGUUGGCACAACUUGUGGCGAGCGCUGUGAAUUUUUUUCUCAGGCACCUGACGAAAAUGUAUUUCGUCACACUUAAAUGUCAAGGAUAAUUUCUUUUUCACAUCAGUUCUCACGGAGCAGGAAUUGGCCGCACGAGACAGAGCUGCGAGGAAACAGCCCAUCGCGAAGCCCGAGUUCAUAAAAACGCCGGGUCCCCCCGGUAUUUUCAUCAUCGAGACCGUCGGCGGCAAAACGGGGCGGUUGCCGCUCUCCCCAAUGAAGAAGCCCGAGUUGGAGCGGCCGGUGCUUCCGGCUGCGGGAAAGAGGAGAGAGCGCCACCCGGGAGGCGGCGUCACGGCGGGUGCAGCGACGGCCGGCGCGGCUUUUAACGUCACUGCGUACGAACAGAAACAGGGAUCUCACGGUCCGAGCAGGAGAAACCGACCCGCAGACAGACCACACGAGCUGGGAGACUCGGCCAAGAAGUAUUUGCAGGAAGCCGAGCCGAGCGCAGAUAGUGCCAAGGACAAGAAAGUUGAUCCUAAGUUGCAGAAGAAGAUCGAGGCCAGCAUGAAGUUUCCCCGUCUGACUACCCCCUUCGAGGUGAACACCAAGACACUGUUUCCCGACCCCACGGUCGCCAAAAAGCUUCGUGAGCAGGAGUUCCAGGCCAAGGCGGCGGAAGAAGUGCGCAGCAAGAUAUACCUGAAGUUCGAGACUGGCGAACCACCAAAACUUCUGGAGGACUCGCACGGUAACGGCUCCUCCACUACCGCAGCCAGUACAUUUCGCGAGAAAGAAGGCAAGGUGGAACAACAACAAAUGGCGUCCAGUAGCACCACCCUGCCAAGCACGAUAAAGGGGUCUUCCUCUCCUGGAGCUCCUGCCGCCGCUGGUGGAGGCGCCGCUAGCGAACAACAGGAGUUGACUCAGCAAGUAGCUUCUAGCACGGUGCACGCCAAGACGCCGGAUCAUAUUACCCCGUCCGGGGCUGCCGCGGCCAGUUCUUCGUCUGCGGAACCGACGAGCAACAAACCCCUGCGCUACAAGUACCAUGGCACCCCCGGGGCUCCCUCCCGCCUGUCUGAAAAGGGGGAAUGGAAAAUGGACCUGGAUCUGAUUCCGAAUCGCAGGUGGCCCAUGGACAACGCCAGUUAUAAGAAGCAGCUGCACGCGGAGUGGCAGCGGGAGUGGAUCAACCAGAAGAUGCGCGAAACGGGUAAGUCCGAGCAGGAGCUCCGGCAGCUCAUCAAGCGCGAGGAGAAGAAUCGGGACAAGAAACGAUCUCCGCGCAACCGCGGCAGCUCGCUCUCCCCCAAGGGCCUCCCGGUCGUUGCCACCGGCGGUGGCAUCGCCGGUGCGCGGGAAACCUACCGCGGGAUCGCGCCCGAGCCGAAGCGCGUGCUGGAAGGUUCCCCCGAGCAGAAGCGCACGCUGCCGCUGAACACGGGACAGCGUAUCGACAUCGACACCAAGGAGCGCCUCACCGUGCCGCUGUCGCCGCGGAACCCCGACGGGUUUCGGGACGGGUUCGCCUACAACAGCGGCAACUCCUCGGGGGACGACGUGCUGCACGGAAAAAAGGGUGGAAACAAACCGGUAAAGAAAAUGAAAAAGGAGGACUGGUUCAAUAGGCAUCACGUCAUCGGCGCAAAAGACAACUUGACGAAGCAGCCCCAGUUCCGGGACUACUUUGACGCACCAAAAGAGACCAUGGACAACAUUCGAGAAGGCAAAACGGAUCCAAUAUACUUCGAAGUACUGCUGCAGCAGGAAAUCGAUAUGGGAAAAUAUCACUAAAGACGUCCCUGCUGGAGGUGCCUUUCUACAUAUUCGAAUCUGAAUAUGAAUUUUCUUUAUGCUACGUACUAGGCAAGCGAAAUUGCACGCCUUGCGGCCGCAGCUCGUCUAGGUUUUUUUUGUGUCUCUCGUCGAAUAUAGUUCUACAUUCUAGUUCUACCCCAUUCCCAUCGUAUUUCCAUAAUAUGAUAUUCCGCUGUACCCUGUGAAAUGGAAAUCUCAUCGCUUUAACAAGAUCUUGAUUUGCACCUUUUUACGUCCGUUGUAGAACCUAUCUAGGUAGCUGAGACGCGUGCAGAUCAAGAGCGCGCUUUUUAUCUGAGUACGCAACAUGCGAGCGUGUCGACAUUAUUUGAGCGGAUAAAAAACAACUAUAUUAACUUAUCUCUUGCUUCGGUUGUGCCGUCCGCAGAAGUAUCAGCAAAAAAUAUAAGCGCAGCUGCACUUUUCUC
Messenger RNA from Amoebophrya sp. A120, 5061 nucleotides. Lineage: Eukaryota; Dinophyceae; Syndiniales; Amoebophryaceae. The record is from the annotation of a GenBank genome assembly.